GGUGCACGUUUUAACAAGAUGGAGGACACUGACGAUCUGUUUGAUGUUUUCGAAAAAGAAAGUAAACAAACCAUAUGCAAGAAAGAUAAGGAGAGUAGCAAGAAAGCAGAAAUUUCGGAAUCGGAUGUUAUUAGGUCAGUUUUAAAGGAAAAACGAAGCUUCAGUGAGGUGGAUGAAGAUGAUGAUGAAGACGAUGACGAUGAAAAGUGCUCUAAAAAGCAAAAGAUAGCUUUAGCUGAUAUAAAUAUAGAAGAAUGUUUACCAAGAAUACAAAUACACACUGUUCAAACUGUGGAAGCAUGCCUUCAUGAAGUAGCUGUACCUCAUAAUGAAGUAUAUAAAGCAUUAACUUCGUCAUCCGGUCAACCAGCAAAGGAGUAUCCAUUCAUCCUAGAUCCAUUCCAGAAAGAAGCUAUUUUAUGCUUAGAAAAUAACCAGUCCGUUCUCGUGUCAGCUCACACUUCGGCGGGAAAGACCGUCGUUGCCGAAUAUGCCAUUGCCACAUCUCUGAGAGACAAGCAGCGUGUUAUCUACACGACGCCCAUUAAAGCUCUCAGUAAUCAGAAGUACAGAGAAUUUUAUGAAGAAUUUAAAGAUGUGGGACUGAUGACGGGAGACGUAACGAUAAAUCCGUCUGCGAGUUGUCUGAUAAUGACUACGGAAAUUCUCAGAAGCAUGCUUUAUAGAGGAUCGGAGGUCAUGAGAGAAGUCGGUUGGGUCGUUUUCGACGAAAUUCAUUAUAUGAGAGAUAAAGAGAGAGGUGUCGUGUGGGAAGAAACAAUCAUUUUAUUGCCAGAUAGUGUACAUUAUGUAUUCUUAUCUGCAACAAUUCCUAAUGCUAGACAGUUUGCAGAAUGGGUUUGUCACUUGCAUAAGCAACCUUGUCAUGUCGUAUAUACUGAUUAUAGACCCGUGCCGCUUCAACACUACAUAUUUCCCGCUGGUGGAGACGGUUUGCAUCUUGUUGUAGACGAUAAUGGAAACUUCAGGGAAGAAAACUUUAAUACAGCUAUGUCGGUACUUCAGAAUGCUGGUGAUGCGGCUAAAGGUGAUGCGAUUAUGAAAGGAAGAAAAGGAGGAUUUAAAGGAGAAUCUAAUUGUUAUAAAAUUGUCAAAAUGAUUAUGGAAAGAAAUUUUGCACCGGUGAUUGUUUUCAGUUUUAGUAAAAAAGAAUGCGAAGCAUAUGCUUUACAAAUGUCAAAAUUAGAUUUUAACACUAAUGAAGAGAAGGAAUUAGUGGAAGAAGUAUUCAAUAAUGCUAUGGAUGUAUUAUCGGAAGAAGAUAAGAAACUCCCUCAGGUAGAACAUGUUCUUCCACUGCUUAAGAGAGGAAUUGGCAUUCAUCAUUCUGGACUGUUGCCAAUAUUAAAAGAAACCAUAGAAAUUCUGUUUUCAGAAGGACUGAUAAAAGCUUUGUUUGCUACGGAAACAUUUGCCAUGGGUUUAAAUAUGCCAGCGAGGACAGUUUUAUUCACCAGUGCUCGCAAAUUUGACGGAAAAAGUUACAGAUGGGUCACAUCUGGUGAAUAUAUUCAAAUGAGUGGUAGAGCUGGUAGAAGAGGAUUGGAUGAAAGAGGGAUAGUAAUUCUUAUGGUUGACGAAAAAAUGAGUCCUUCGGUUGGUAAAGAAAUAGUGAAAGGUUUACCGGAUCCAAUUAACAGUGCAUUCCAUUUAACAUAUAACAUGGUGCUUAACUUAUUAAGAGUUGAAGAAAUAAAUCCAGAAUAUAUGAUGGAACGAUCUUUCUUUCAGUUUCAGAAUUAUGCUGCCAUUCCACAACUUCUUGAUAAAUUAAAAGUACUACAAAAGGAACAUGAUGAAAUAAAAAUUCCUCGUGAAUCCGAAAUAGGAACAUACUACAAAAUACGACAACAGUUGGGCAAUUUAAGUAAAGAAUUUCAGGAAUACCUCAUUAAACCGCAGUAUUGUGUUCCCUUUAUGCAGCCAGGUCGCAUGAUACAAGUAAAAAAUAACGAUAACGAUUUUGGUUGGGGAAUCAUCAUAAAUUUCCAGAAAAAGCAGACUAAAGAUAGUAGCCUAACUGAACCAGAAUAUACAAUAGAUGUAUUAAUUCAUGUCAGUAAAGAAAGUGCAAAAAAUAAACUCACUUCGUCGUUAAAACCACCACCUCCCGGCGAGAAAGGCGAAAUGCAAGUCGUUCCCAUAAGGAUGCACUUAAUACAACAAAUUAGCUCAAUUCGUUUGUAUUAUCCUCAAGAUUUGCGACCAUUAGUGAAUAGGAUGUCUGUGCUGAAAUCUAUUCAAGAAAUACAUAAAAGAUUUCCCGACGGUGUACCUUUGUUAGAUCCCAUUGAAGAUAUGAAGAUUAAAGAAAGUGGCUUUAAGGAUGUGGUACGAAAAAUUGAAGCAUUUGAACAAAGGUUAUACUCUCAUCCAAUACAUAAUGAUCCCCAAUUAGAAAAUUUAUACAGUUCUUAUAUUAAAAAAGUGCAGAUAGAUAUUGAAAUAAAAAAUGUCAAAUCAGAAUUGAGAAAGGCUCAGAGUUUAUUACAAAUGGAAGAAUUAAAAUGCAGGAAACGGGUGUUAAGAAGAAUGGGCUACAGUUCGGCUGCCGACGUAAUCGAAUUAAAAGGAAGAAUUGCUUGUGAAAUAAGCAGUGCAGAUGAAUUACUAUUGACGGAGAUGAUUUUUAAUGGCGUUUUCAACGAUCUGAACGUCCAUCAAGCUACGGCAUUACUGUCUUGUUUUGUGUUUCAAGAAAAGUCUAAUGAAAUGCCAAAGUUAACGGACGAACUUUCAGGACCACUGAGACAGAUGCAAGAAAUGGCACGUAGAAUCGCACACGUCUGCAAAGAAGCGAAAUUAGUUUUGGACGAAAGUGAUUACGUUGAAUCUUUUAGACCCCAUCUGAUGGAUGUCAUUUACGCAUGGAGCAAGGGAGCAAAUUUUGGACAAAUCUGUAAAAUGACUGACGUAUUUGAAGGUAGCAUUAUCAGAUGCAUGCGCCGUCUAGAAGAAUUACUCAGGCAGAUGUGCCAGGCUUCAAAGUCCAUUGGAAAUACGGCUUUAGAAAAUAAAUUUUCCGAAGCAAUCAAAUUAAUUAAGAGAGACAUUGUAUUUGCAGCGAGUUUAUACUUGUAAAAACUAAGAAAUCGAACUGUGCAUUGCAAAACCAAAGUUUGUUUAUUCUAAAUGCAACCUUUUGAUUCAACAGUUAAAUCAUUUCCAUUAUUAUGAAAUUAGUAUCUUAAUUAAAAUAUGUAUCGAGCCAUUUGCAUUUUUCAAAGUAAGAAUGAAUAGCAUUAGCUAACUUAAAUAUUUUAUUUUAGAGUAAGUAUUAACUCUAGAAUUUAACAAAAACAUUAUUUUAUGUUGUUUUCUCUUAAAAGCAAUUAUAUAUGCAUGUUUUUAAACUAUCAAAUUAUUUUUUCGUAUUAAUUAUGAUUGAUUUAUUUAUUCCAUGUAAAUAAAAUUUGCAUAAAUAAAU
Molecule: messenger RNA, 3448 nt
Organism: Centruroides sculpturatus (bark scorpion)
Lineage: Eukaryota; Metazoa; Arthropoda; Arachnida; Scorpiones; Buthidae
Gene: Mtr4
Product: superkiller viralicidic activity 2-like 2
Exons: 1
Coding region: 19-3102 (1027 amino acids)
Biological process (GO): RNA catabolic process; maturation of 5.8S rRNA
Cellular component (GO): nucleus
Molecular function (GO): RNA helicase activity; ATP binding; RNA binding
Source: RefSeq, a predicted model, not a curated record